Messenger RNA from Oryzias melastigma (Indian medaka), 1831 nucleotides. Its product is annotated as collagenase 3. The record is from RefSeq and is a predicted model, not a curated record. Gene Ontology annotation, cellular component: extracellular matrix. The coding region runs from base 64 to 1473 and encodes 469 amino acids. NCBI's taxonomy places the organism in Eukaryota, Metazoa, Chordata, Actinopteri, Beloniformes, Adrianichthyidae. Gene Ontology annotation, biological process: extracellular matrix organization; collagen catabolic process; proteolysis. The transcript is spliced from 10 exons. Gene Ontology annotation, molecular function: metalloendopeptidase activity; zinc ion binding.
CUUCUUCCACUCUUUAUAACAGCCGCUGCACCACUGACACUCAAACACAUUCAGACAGCAAACAUGAGGACGGUGUGCGCUCUGUUGGGGCUGCUGGCUGCAGUCCACUGCAUGCCGGUGUCACAGGAAACCACGCAGGAGCAAAGGUUUGCAGAGAGCUACCUGAAGAACUUUUUCAACCUGACGGAGGAAAGCGGGCCUGCAGUUCGACGGGGUUUCAGCCAGGUGACCAAGAAGCUCAUAGAAAUGCAGACGUUCUUCGGACUUCAAAUCACAGGGACUCUAGAUCAGGAGACUCUGGCUGUGAUGAAAAAACCCCGAUGUGGAGUUUCUGACUCUAAAGUUGCUCGCUUUUCCACCUUUGACGGUCUGAAGUGGGAGAAAAACAGCCUUACCUACAGGAUCAUAAACUACACACCUGACAUGUCUAAGGAGGAGGUGGACGAGUCCAUAGAGAAGGCUCUGCAGGUCUGGGCCAGAGUUACUCCUCUGAGGUUCACCAGGAUCUACAGCGACACGGCGGACAUCAUGGUUUCCUUUGGUCGGAGGGAUCAUGGUGACUAUUACCCCUUUGAUGGUCCUGACGGCACCCUUGCCCACGCCUUUGCCCCCUCCCCUGGGAUUGGAGGAGAUGCUCACUUUGACGAUGACGAGACGUUCACCUUCCGCUCAAACACAGGUUACGUGCUUUUCAUGGUGGCAGCUCACGAGUUCGGCCACUCUCUGGGUCUGUCUCACUCGGAUGACCCCGGUGCUCUCAUGUACCCCAUUUACUCGUUCAAGAACCCCGAGACCUUUGUCCUGCCGAGAGACGACGUCAGAGGCAUCCAGUCCCUGUAUGGUCCAAACACAGACGCCGUUCUGCCUGGACCCACCGCCCCCCCCACUCCUGACGCCUGUGAUUCCACCAUGGUCCUGGAUGCUGUAGCUACUCUGAGAGGAGAUAUGUUUUUCUUCAAGGACAGCUUCUUCUGGCGGGUUUUUCCUCAGAGUUACCAGCCACAGCAAACGCUCAUCACUAACUUCUGGCCUGAUGGUCCUGUCAGCGUGGAUGCUGCUUAUGAAAACCCACAUUCUGACAGAGUCUUCCUCUUCAAAGGUCGGCAAGUGUGGGCUUUCAGAGGCUAUGACCUGGUGCAAGGCUAUCCUCGGUCCAUCUCUAGUUAUGGCCUUCCUAAGGACAUCAAGAAGGUGGAUGCAGUUCUGUAUGAUGAGCAUUCUGGAAAGACACUCUUCUUUGUGGAGAGAAACUAUUACAGUUAUGAUGAGACCAAAAAGACAAUGGAUGCAGGGUUCCCCAGAGCUGUGGACGAGAAGUUUAGUGGAAUGACCGGCAGGGUGACAGCAGCUUUACAAUUCAGAGGGUUUGCAUACCUCUAUAGCGGGCCGUACAUGUCUGAGUACAGCCUCAGGACUGGCCGGCAGCUCCGCCUGCUGAGGAACAGCUACUUCCUGCCCUGCACCAACUACUAGACCCACCUGUCCGAACAUCGAGGACAAAAGGUGUAUCAGUGUUUUGUUAUUGUCUUGGGCACAAAUAGGAAAUAUGUUUUACAUAAAGGAAGUUCAGGACCAUAAGAGUUUAGCACCUUAAUGUAUUUUCAGUGUCUAAUUUAAGAUAAGUCUUGUUUUAUUUAUUUCACAUAUUUUAAUAAACUGUUUUUGUCAAAGUAUUUUCUUGAAUUCAAUGAUGUCAUCCAACCACUGUGAUUUUAAACCAAUCAGUGAAUGGCAGUGAAGGCCUCCCAGUGUUUUGUUGUAAUGUCAAAUAUUGUACCUGAAUACGUUUGUUUGAAGCAAACUCAAAUAAAAAUCCUUCUUUGUACACAGA